CCACGCUGAAAACAGUCCGCCAAAAUUUCCAAAUUGAGAUGAAAGUGUAGAUGCGAUCUGAUUUUUUGGUCAAAAUCAACUAAAUCGCUUGCAGAAUCGACUUGCUGCAAUCACUUAUUUGCUAGAUUGCGUGAUCUUAAUCUUAAUUUUCCCUCCAUAUCCUCAAGGAAGUUAAAACCCUCUUCAUAUAUAUUUGGAGUAAGAAUCGCCCAUCCGUACAACUCAGAAUUGAACCCUAAUUUCCAGAUCAAGCUACCCAGAAUGGAAGGAAAACAAUCUGUAGAAGAUGUGUCAUCAGCAACAGCCGUCUUUCUCGGAGCCUUAGCCCCUGGUGUUAACGGUCCAACCUGGAAUGCAUUAAAAGGAGCAUUCUUCAUGUUGGGUGUUUGUCUUUGUGCUAUGUUGGGCUUAGCUUUCUCUUCUAGCGACUCUGCAAUGGUGCUUCAUGUUACCUUCCUUGUUCUUAUCACCGGCAUCCUAUUCUUUCUUCUCAGCGGCUUUCUUGCGCAGACUGGCUUGGUUACUGUUGAACAUCAAAUGCAGGAGAUAGGCUUAGCACCCAGUCAAGCUGACAAAACAAGUGAAAAGAACAAAUAAAGAAGAAAACUUUUGGCUAAUCAUACCUUCUUAUUUAAGACCUUAAUUGUUCUUAUAGAAAAUUUUGAAAAUCAUUCUUUUGAUUUUGUGAUUCUUCUUUGAUAAUAUGAUGUGUAAUUUGCUUGAUUAA
Messenger RNA from Lactuca sativa (garden lettuce), 727 nucleotides. RefSeq lists its product as uncharacterized. The record is from RefSeq and is a predicted model, not a curated record. Lineage: Eukaryota; Viridiplantae; Streptophyta; Magnoliopsida; Asterales; Asteraceae.